AUCCAACAUCUUCAAACACCUCCGAGGACAGUAUACUGUAUGUUUGUGGUUUCAUUCAAUUCUGAAUUCUCAAUUCUCAAGUCUCAAGUCUCAGACUGGCCAGACUCGUCCCCCACUCCUUCCUCCGCAAUUUUCCCAAUCCGGAAACAUUCCUCGACUGCAACCACCAAUUCCUCAACGCCCUCACUUUAGCUGUCGUCAAAUUUCCUCUCUGAGUACGUACACGACACGAUCAAGAUGCUACUCCUAUUAGCACCUUAGUCUCUUGCACUUCGAUCCAUUUCAGCUUGUCGCUUAUUCUCAGUUUGCAUUGCCUUGCUUGUGGUUGGCUUAGCGAAGCGAGACUUCAGGGCGCUGGUUCGCCCUCGUCAACUUUGACAUUUAUAUUUUUAUUUGUCUCCGUUUGGACACAGUAUCCUUCUUGACAUUAUAUGUCCUUACCCUUCGGUAUAUCAACACUCUUCGGAACCGUCCACUUUCGCUGGCAUUCCUUAGAUUCAGAACCAGCGUAGGUAACAUAUUCGUAUUCAACCGAGCGACAUGGAACCCGUCGGACCUCAACAGCGCAAGAAGAUCCUGCGCGUCUUGUUUAUCUCCCUGCUCCUAGACUUGAUCUCCUUCACAUUUAUUCUCCCCCUGUUCCCCUCCCUCCUCGCAUUCUAUCGAGGCCUUGAGACGCACCCUUCUUCCGUCCUUAACUCAAUCCUGCACUACCUCAACGCCUACAAAAAGUCCUUUGCUGUUCCAAUCAAUGAAAAAUAUGACAUCGUUCUUUUGGGAGGAGCAUUGGGCUCGCUUUUCUCCCUGCUACAAGCCAUUGCGAGCCCCAUCAUCGGCGCAGCCUCGGACAAAUAUGGCAGGCGGAAAGCAUUGCUCUGGAGCAUGUGCGGAAACAUUGCAAGCGUCGCCUUGUGGACGAUUGCUGUCGACUUCCGCACCUUCCUCCUGAGUCGUGUUGUGGGUGGUCUAAGCGAAGGAAAUGUUCAGUUAGCUACUGCCAUCGCCACCGACAUCAGCACAGACGAACAACGCGGGUCGACAAUGGCUUUGGUGGGAGCCUGCUUCAGUAUCGCUUUCACCUUUGGCCCUGCCCUUGGAGCCGCUCUUUCAAACAUCACCACUUUUGCCGCCAAUCCCUUUGCCACCGCAGCUGGAUUCUCCCUGUUUCUCAUCGUUGUCGAGACGGUCUAUCUCUACGGACAGCUUCCCGAAACGAGACCAAAGGAAAGAGAGGUCGAAGCCAAGUCCAAGCACUCCAUGUCGAAGCCGCUCACCCACACCAACAACCCUAUACUACUCAAUAUCGUUCAUUUCUUGUUCCUUCUCCCGUUCUCCGGCAUGGAAUUUUCCCUCCCAUUCCUGAUCACCUCGGUCCUUUACCCCGAUCAUCCCUCUCCGUCCAAACUAAAUGGACGACUUCUCGGAUUUGUUGGCUUGGUGGCUUCCCUUUUGCAAGGCUCCGUUGUCCGAAGAUUACCUCCUGUGACUGUGGUCAAGGUUGGUGUGAUAUCGUGCACUCUCGCCUUCUUCCUGCUUGCACGCGUCAACACAUCCACUGGCUUGUAUGGCGCAGGUACUUUGCUGGCUGUCACUUCUGCAACCGUGGUCACUGGUCUGAACAGCCUGGGCAGUUUUGAAGCCAAAGCCACCAACAGGGGAAAGGUCUUGGGCUCUUUGCGAAGUUGGGGCCAAUUUGGGCGUGCCUUGGGACCCCUGCUGUUUUGCACUCUCUUUUGGUGGGCAGGCCGUGAGAAAGCAUACACCAUCGGAGGCACUGCAAUGUUAGCCGUCACCUUGAUUGUCCUUAUUCACCUGAAGCCUCCUCAAAUGGACAAGACAAAGUCUUGAAAAAGUACAGAUGCGAUUUGGUUUCUUGUCUAGUAACUUGAACAUCUGCCUGUCAUUAUUGCUUCAUUAUCAGGACCAUGAGACACAAUCCAACAUGAAAAGGCGAACAAUUUUGUGACACAUGGCGACAGAAAGGAGCUUUGAUUCCUGGUCUUUGCCCACAGUCCACAAAGUCCAAAGAAGGUCCACCUCGUACACACGGCAACUCGCAAACCGCCAAAAGCCACCACGACAAUUGUCAAAUCCCUGCCUUGGUGCAAGAAACCAUGUCAAACAUUGUAUAGAUAGUCACCGGCGACUCCAACAACGCACUUCCAGCGGCCUUCUCCUUGCUAAAUAUCGAUACUUCAUUCCUAUGUCUCUAUGUUCCUUCACCCGAGAUAGAACCAGGAGCCAGCAGCUGACCACAGCUCUUAUUUGUCAACUUCAAUCAUCGACUCAGAGUUUCAUAUCCCAGAACAUUUUCUUUCUUAGAUAUCUAACGAACAUGUGCGAAAUGGGGCACGCCUCCGUGGUGAGAUGCGGCUCUAUCCUCGUCCAUGUCAACGAGAUACGAUUUGUUCAGUCCAGGUUCCGGUAUCAUCUGUUGCGAGCGCGGAGAAAGGAGAGGAUAAGGGUCUGGGCACAACGUUUCAAGCACCUAGACGAUCGCACGCGUCAAAAGUUCUUGCAGCGCGACCAUCGGAUGGCAUUAAGGAGGAAGAGGGUUCAGGAUGCUGCCCAUGGGGGCGAAAGUCGAAAUCAUCCACGUGCCCAAAGCUCCAGAGUUAUCCACAUUCGCCGCCUUGCCGGGCAGCACCACCAUCUUCUACAGCGGUGGUUUACAUCCCAGCUCAUGAUUCGCAUGCACAAACUGCAGCAUCAAAGAAUGAGACUCGAGCGGAGGAAGCAGAAGUGGGAUAAUUAUGUUUCCAGCAUGAUAAAGAGGAGAGUACGACAAUUCUUAUCAAGAGCGGACCAAGGUGGUUGGGGAGCUGUGGAUUGAGAUGUAAUGAACUUGUAAAGCGAUGAUAAGAUGAUAGCAUGGCAAUCAGCAGCAUAUAAGAUAGGCUGCAUCGAGAGAUUGGAAAGCGUCAUUUGAAGAUGAGAGAAAUGCCCUACGUUGGCUAACUCUACACAAUAGGUCUCUUGUAUUGGUGAAGCUGAGAUUAGACAAGAAAUGGCAAUCCUAAAUUCCAAA
Messenger RNA from Exophiala mesophila, 3028 nucleotides. RefSeq lists its product as uncharacterized. Gene Ontology annotation, cellular component: brush border membrane. The transcript is spliced from 2 exons. The coding region runs from base 541 to 1848 and encodes 435 amino acids. The record is from RefSeq and is a predicted model, not a curated record. Gene Ontology annotation, biological process: transmembrane transport. NCBI's taxonomy places the organism in Eukaryota, Fungi, Ascomycota, Eurotiomycetes, Chaetothyriales, Herpotrichiellaceae. Gene Ontology annotation, molecular function: transmembrane transporter activity.